AUGGAACAAGUUGAAGCUUUGCAAUUGAUUACGCAUGAGAUAGCAGCUGAGGGCAUGUCGAUUUGUGAAAGUUUCACUGUCAAUUCCUUCAUUGAGAAGCUUCCUCCAGGGUGGAUGUACUUCAAAAACUAUCUCACUCACAAGCGUAAGACAAUUACCCUCGAGGACUUAAUUGUCAAGCUGCGGGUUGAAUCCCGAAACCGUGAGGCUAAUGCUGUUUUCAUUCAUACGAAUGAUGUGAACUUGGCUGAGCACAAGAGAAAUGGGAAAGGAAAAAUUCCUCCACACUCCUCCACAAGCUUAAAGAAGCAAGUUGAACCAAAGAAUUUCAAAUGGAAGUGCCACAAGUGUGGCAAGAUGGGCCACAAAGCUAAUAUUUGCCGUAGCAAAGUUGUUCCAAGUGAAGAUAAAGGGAAGUCUCAGGCUCACUGA
Molecule: messenger RNA, 432 nt
Organism: Microthlaspi erraticum
Lineage: Eukaryota; Viridiplantae; Streptophyta; Magnoliopsida; Brassicales; Brassicaceae
Source: the annotation of a GenBank genome assembly